AAAAAGCUCGAGGCGGUGCGCGCAGGCGUGCAGUUCACUCAGAUCCUGCUCGAGAACAGAGGACCGAUAACGGUCUCAGUAAAGUAUCAGAUAUUCUAAUUAAAUACGUCAUUUUUUCCACUGCUGUUUUCCCCUGUGAGGUUAUGGGUAAGGCGCCGUUGUGAGGGAGUAGUGCGACAUAUUGGUUUUAUUCACGGAAAUAAUGAUGAAGAAGGAUAUUAACUUGAACCUGGCGGACGACGCAAACCUUAAGCCGCAUCUCUGCGACGCCGAUAGCAUCCUCAGCUCCCCGGACCUGGGGCUGCUCAAACUGGCCUCCCCGGAGCUGGAGAGGCUGAUCAUCCAGUCCAACGGGAUGGUCACAACGACACCGACAAGCGCCCAGUUCCUCUACCCGAAGGCGGCGACGGACGAGCAGGAGUUCGCGGAGGGCUUCGUGAAGGCGUUGGAGGAUUUACACAAGCAGAAUCAGCUGAACGGAGCCGGGCAGACGAACGGCAGCCUGGAGCUGUGCGUCAAUAUCGCCCCGGUCUCAGUACAGCCGGAUCUACCGGUGUACACCAACUUGAACAGCUACGGCAGCGGGACACUGGAAACCACUGUCAACUACUCCACGGACACGGUCCCCUUCCCGCCGCCACCGUCGCAUCAUUUAGGGGCAGCCCCGCCGCAGCCGGAGCUGUCUCGGGUCCAGCCGCUGAAGGAGGAGCCUCAGACGGUCCCCGACGUGCAGAGCUUCGGGGAGAGCCCCCCGCUGUCUCCCAUCGACAUUGACUGCCACGACAGCGUGAAAGCCGAGAGAAAGAGGCUCAGGAACCGGAUCGCAGCUUCCAAGUGUCGGAUGCGCAAACUGGAGCGGAUCUCCAGGCUGGAGGACAAGGUCAAAUCGCUGAAAAGCCACAACACCGACCUGGCCUCGACGGCUGGCCUGCUAAGGGAUCAAGUGGCCCAGCUGAAACAGAAAGUCCUCACCCACGUGAACAGCGGCUGUCAGGUGCUGCCACACGAGGUUCAAGUGCACUAGUCGGAGAAGCAGACCUGAAGUUGGGGCUGCUGACCAGCAUAUAAGCUUCAUGGACUUUGUUGAUGUUGGGCUUUUCUGUAUUUAGCGUAGCCCAGAUGUGCGCUGUUCCCAGUGGAGUGGAUUAAUGCCAGGCCACGUAGGCCUAAUUGUACAUUAAUUGAGCGAGUGUUCAAAUGAUUUUGAGCAUCGGCAAAAGACAAAAAUACCUGGAAGAGCAAAAUUGAAGACAAUGGAGUGAUGAGACUAUGAUCGACCAGACAUAUUAUUUAGACAUUUUAAUUUGUGAAGCAAUUUCCAGGAUCCACAUUGCUCCACAGGCGCCUCCAAUCAAAGUUAAUCAUGGAAUUUAAAAAAUAAUUGCUAAUUGAUUUAUUGCAUUUAUGACGAAAUGAAGAGCGUUUUCCUUUCACUAUGUCUGAUGAAAUCCUGUUCUACCUCGUCCACAUGUGUACUGGUGAACAAGGCAGCAUUGAACUGCAGUGUUGUGUUCAUGGGCUUUCCUGAUGAGAGAAAUGCUCAACUUUAUGGACGGAAAGCACGUAAUUCUAUUUAUUUCCAUGUAAAAAUGUUUACAGACUAGCUGUGUCUCAAACCUGGGCCAAACAUAUUUACAAUAUUUCUACAUGAAUAUUAAUAUAAUACCUAUUUAUGACACAGAUAUACUUAAUAUAUGAGGAGGUGACUGUAAGAAGACAUGCACAUACACUCACAUUUGAUAUGUAAAAGAUAGUCUACAUAGACCAUUUACCAUUUAUUUCUAUGGGGAACAAUUUGCAUGUUGUUUACAUACUCGAAUGUUGCCCACAGCUGGGUGUCAAAGGGUGCAAUUAUUCAGUGUUUAUAAUCUUUACGCUUUACAAACACAUGUAUUUAUCUUCUUUUUUUACUCUACUGUGUCCCUAUAUGUCAAUGUGUUCUUGUUUUAAUGUGAAUAAAACCUUUUAGUUGCACUGCCUAUUGCUGUCACCUCUAGCCUGCAGCUGUUUGGAUUUAUGCCACUGUGUUCUGAAGUAAAUGCUGCUUGGCAAUAAACACCGUGUCCUACAUGUUGGUGAACUCUGCAUGCAUGUUGGUAAAAUCAUAAGUCUAAGUCAGUAUGUGCAACAUACUGACUUAGUUGGUGGUGGAUAGCUGUAAAGGCCUUCAGGUUCAAGGCUGUCAAAUACAGACAUCCUGUAACCAUUCAUUUUAAGAUUAUGUUGAGUUUCAUAAAGGUAUUCAACUAA
Messenger RNA from Anarrhichthys ocellatus (wolf-eel), 2250 nucleotides. Its product is annotated as transcription factor jun-D. The record is from RefSeq and is a predicted model, not a curated record. The transcript has a single exon. Gene Ontology annotation, cellular component: transcription regulator complex. NCBI's taxonomy places the organism in Eukaryota, Metazoa, Chordata, Actinopteri, Perciformes, Anarhichadidae. Gene Ontology annotation, biological process: regulation of cell population proliferation; regulation of transcription by RNA polymerase II; regulation of cell cycle. Gene Ontology annotation, molecular function: DNA-binding transcription factor activity, RNA polymerase II-specific; RNA polymerase II cis-regulatory region sequence-specific DNA binding; transcription factor binding. The coding region runs from base 203 to 1024 and encodes 273 amino acids.